CAAUUCAAAAUCCGAUUCAGUCGUUGGCCGCGCGCCCGAGCAACAAGUUAAGUUUCGCACCUGGCCAGGUGAUCGCGAUCGUAGCAGAUUUUUUCUUUUGCAGCCAUUUGAGUGGGCUUGUGUGUGCGUCUUUGGGAUUGUGUGUGUGAGCGAAGAAAAUCGGAAAGAAACAAAAUUACACGCUCUUCGCUUCCGACGAAAUCAACAAAUCACCUCUAUUUUCCAAAAAAUCGAGGGAAAACAUCCGAAAACAAAAUUCGUGCGAGAAAAAAGUGGCGAAAAUGAACUUUUUUGUGAUUGGGUUUCUCAUCAUGCAGGCUGCAAGAUUGGCUUGCGGGACGUGUGUUUUAAACUCCGAUUUUGGUUUCAUUCUCGAUUGUAACUUCAAAAAGUCUGGACUGUUUCGUGUCCGAAAUUUGGGUGGCCUCAAGGCCCAUUUCGGUUUAGGUUUCAGUCUGGGCGACGAGCUGGGCUUCCCGGAGUCUCUGGGCAACGUGGAGCCCGAUCGCCGGCGUGCCAUUAGCUACAAAAACGGAGCACCCCCCGAAAUGGUGGGCGUGCUGCCCUCCAACCAGCAACAGGCCAAUCCCCCAGUUCAGCACCCUUUGCCGGAGAAACGCAUCAGUUCACGCUCUACUGGAGCGGCGCCCUACAACCUGCAGCAAGUGCAGCAGCAGCAACACUUGCAACAAAAACAGCUGCAGCAGCAACUGAAGCUUAAACAGUUGCUUCUUCUGCAGCAGCAGCAGCAGCAGCAACAGCAGGCCCAUCUCAUGACCGAAGCGCGUCCAUUGCCACUUGGAGUUCCCGCUUUCCGGCCUAUUCCCCAGAAGCAGGCGGCCGCUGCAGCCGCUCCGGCUCCGACCACGGCAGAGAGGCGGGUGGCCGUGGACACCACGGAGCCCAGGGUCAGUGUCAACAACAAGCUUGUGGCAGCCAUCGAUAAACCGCAUUCGAAUCGUACCUUCCACGUAGCUAAUCCAGUGGUCUCUCAGCCUGCGGCAGUUCCAGUAUUCCAGGCGAUGCCGGAGUCCAUUGCCCGGAUCGCUAACGUGGGCAAGGAGCACCGAACUGUGGCCAGCCAUCCGAACUAUCUGCAGUUCGAAGAGCCAAAGUUCGACCUGAAAGACGUAACUAUUGAGGAACUGGCGGCCGCAGCAAAUGUCAGCGUGGAGACCAUCAAGCAUGCAAUUUACGUCCGGGAGCAGCAGCUGAAGGCGGAGCACCGGGCCCAGCUGGCGGCCAAGCUGAGGGAGGAGUUCAUGCGCACCUCCACGGUGAAGACAACGACCACGACGACGACAACAACUACUACGACCACCACGCCUCGCCCCCCCAAGUCGAUGGCUGAGCACAAGGUGUCCAAGGUGAUGAACGCCCCUAAGGAGUACUACCCUGUUGGCUAUGACAAGAAUUUCGAUGACAACUUCAAGUCCAAAGUGGACCUACCGCCUACGAGUUUCUCCUGCGCGAAACAGAAACAUUUCCCGGGUCUAUAUGCCGAUACAGAUCUUGGGUGUAUGGUCUUCCAUGUGUGCGCCCUCACCGAUGAUGGAAUGGUGCGCAAGUCCUUCCUGUGCCCAGAGAACACGCUCUUUGACCAGACGAUCCUGAAGUGCAACUGGUGGUUCUACGUAGAUUGCAGCUCCAGCACCAGUGUCUACGACUCGAACAUACCCAUCUCCAAGAGCUACCAGCUGAUGAAGUCGCUCACCUACUUCUCCAAGUUUGCCGGCGGGCAGAAAAAGGAGCAGGACGGCGACAAGGACGAAAACGCCCUGGACGUGGACACACUGCGGGAGUCGAUGGAGGGCGUGAUCCGUCGCCAGGAGCAGGCCAAGCGGGCGGAGCAGCGCGAGGAGGAGGAGCGCAGCCUGAGCCUGGCCCCCAAGGAGGACCACGAGCACGUGGUGCCCGCGGAGGGGGAGCAGCAGCUGUCCAACUAGGCCCCAGAGCCCAUCCCAACGCUAUCUGAGAUCUAGGUUAAGUGUUCACGAUCGAGCGUCUCUGGUCGGUUAGCCGUACGUAGUCAAGUCCCUUGCUCCAGCCAAUGGUGUUCAGUCGGUAGUCUCCUGCACAGAGAGAAAAAUAUCACAAAAAUGUGUUCUUUUUUGAAUUUAUUGCCAACAAAAGAACAUUUU
Drosophila bipectinata is the source of this 2141-nucleotide messenger RNA. RefSeq names its product mind the gap (gene mtg). Gene Ontology annotation, cellular component: extracellular region. The record is from RefSeq and is a predicted model, not a curated record. NCBI's taxonomy places the organism in Eukaryota, Metazoa, Arthropoda, Insecta, Diptera, Drosophilidae. Gene Ontology annotation, molecular function: chitin binding.